CAAUCCGUACAUUUAGAGCAUCAAACUAAAAAUGGCUUGUCGGUCGAGGAUUGUGCCUACGCUGAAGCGUACCAGGCUUUCCCCACGGUACGCCGUGAGCGCCCAACAGCUCAGGGCGCCCCUCCAAUGCCGAUGGCAGACCACCGCAGCUCCAGAUGCGAAAGCCCAAGAGGGCACGAAAAUUAUCAAAUUCACCACCGACUCAUACCCAGAGAUCAAGCGUGACAGCCGCUUUGCUGAAAUCACUCCUGAGCAUGUCGAGUAUUUCAAGGGCAUUCUUGGCAAGGAAUCUGCGCUCAUCGACGGCGUCACCAAGGAUGCUACCGACGAUAUGGAGCCGUUCAAUGCGGAUUGGAUGCGCAAAUACCGCGGGCACACGAAGCUAGUUCUCAAGCCGGGCUCGACGGAAGAAGUCAGCAAGAUCCUGAAAUACUGCAACGAUAAUAUGCUGGCCGUAGUGCCGCAGGGAGGGAACACGGGAUUGGUCGGCGGAUCGGUUCCAGUCUUUGACGAGAUUGUUAUUCAAAUGGGCCGCAUGAAUGCGAUUAGGUCGUUUGACGAGGUGUCCGGAACAUUAGUUGCGGAUGCUGGAUGCAUUCUCGAGACCACCGACCGCUAUCUUGCAGACCGUGGACAUAUCUUCCCCCUGGACCUCGGCGCGAAAGGCUCCUGCCAUAUCGGCGGCAACCUCGCGACCAAUGCCGGUGGAUUACGGCUCCUGAGAUACGGCAGCUUGCACGGCACGGUUCUUGGUGUUGAGGCUGUCCUCCCAGAUGGGACAAUCGUGGACGAGCUCUCCAAGCUACGCAAGAACAACACCGGUUACGACCUCAAGCAGCUCUUCAUCGGCGCAGAGGGCACAAUCGGUAUCAUAACCGGCGUCGCCAUCCAAUGCCCCCAACGCUCCAAAGCCGUCAACGUAGCAUUUUUCGGCCUCGAGAGCUUCGAGAAGGUGCAAAAAGCCUUCAUCGAAGCCAAGGGCCAACUAGGCGAGAUCCUCUCCGCCUUCGAGCUCAUGGACCGCAACUCCCAGCGCAUGGUCAAGGAGUACACCAACAACAAAUCCCCGCUCGAAGACGAGCACCCCUUCUACUGCCUCAUCGAGACCAGCGGCUCCAACUCAGAGCACGACACCGAGAAGCUGGAGAAGUUCCUCGAGGACGUGAUGGAGAAGGAGAUUGUCCUCGACGGCGUCGUCGCGCAGGACGAGACGCAGAUUAAGGCGCUCUGGAGCUGGAGAGAGGGUGUCCCGGAGGCGAUUGGUGGGUUCGGCGGUGCGUAUAAAUACGACGUCUCCAUCCCGCUGGCGGAGAUGUAUACCCUGGUCGAGGACACGCGGGUGCGUAUGGAGGAGGCGGGGUUGAUUGGCGACAGCGACAGCCAUCCGGUUAAGGACGUUGUUGGGUAUGGACACAUGGGUGAUUCGAAUUUGCACCUUAAUGUCUCGGUUAGGAGAUACGAUAAAGCGGUUGAGAAGGCGCUGGAGCCUUGGGUGUAUGAGUGGAUUGAGAAGAGGUCGGGGAGUAUUAGUGCAGAGCAUGGGUUGGGGCUGGCGAAGAAGAAGUAUAUUGGGUAUAGUAGGAGUGAGACUAUGAUUGGGCUGAUGAAGCAAGUUAAGAAUCUGUAUGAUCCGAAUGGGAUUAUGAACCCGUAUAAGUAUAUAUAAGCACCUAAGUUCGCCUCGACUCAAUGAGAGCACGCGGCUGUAUAUACCCCUUAGCAUCUGUUGUAAAACCAAAAGUAUUUGGCUUGCUGAUAGUUAGAAUAUUACUAUUAAAUCGGUGCAAAUUAAGGCGGUGCAAAAUCAUGAAUACAAUCUAGAUCUAACUCCGAUAUCCUUCUAUCCAAUAGCCAAUCUAUAAC
This is a messenger RNA of Pseudogymnoascus verrucosus, 1863 nucleotides long. RefSeq lists its product as uncharacterized. Gene Ontology annotation, molecular function: FAD binding; catalytic activity. The transcript has 2 exons. NCBI's taxonomy places the organism in Eukaryota, Fungi, Ascomycota, Leotiomycetes, Thelebolales, Thelebolaceae. Bases 32 to 1666 code for a protein of 544 amino acids. The record is from RefSeq and is a predicted model, not a curated record. Gene Ontology annotation, cellular component: mitochondrion.